Molecule: messenger RNA, 1640 nt
Organism: Anopheles moucheti
Lineage: Eukaryota; Metazoa; Arthropoda; Insecta; Diptera; Culicidae
Product: sin3 histone deacetylase corepressor complex component SDS3-like
Exons: 3
Coding region: 107-1180 (357 amino acids)
Biological process (GO): negative regulation of transcription by RNA polymerase II
Cellular component (GO): Sin3-type complex
Molecular function (GO): histone deacetylase binding
Source: RefSeq, a predicted model, not a curated record
AAUAUAGGGGACCGCUAUAACCCAGUGCCAUACAAGUAUAUGGCGUUUUUCUUGUAGGAAUUCCGUGCCCGGAUUGUGUUUGCUGUGUUGCGAGAAAGACAUUAAAAUGGCAAUGAAUAGAAACGUAUCAAUAAUUUUGGAAAUGCCCAAAAGACAUGAACUGGACAAUGAUCCGGAUAGUAGAACAGAUACGGACGAGGCGAGCGAAUGUGAGAUGGCUACCGGAUUGACUAGUCAGCCGCACAGCGUGGACGAACGGCUUGAAAUAAAGGAACAGAUGUACCAGGAUAAGCUCGCCAAUCUGUUGAGCCAGCUGGAGAUGUGUAAACAGCGCAAACAUCCGGAAUAUUUGAAAAUAGUGGAGCGUAUUAAAAGCGAACUGGACGAUCGUUUGCUGUUGAACGAAGUGGAACGUGACUAUCUGCUUGAGUGUGCCGAGCGGGACUGCAUCCUGGAAAAGGCAGCCGCAGAGAAGGAGUACGAUGAGAAGAAGGCGGAGCUGAUUGAAAAUGUGAUCGCCGAUCUGGAGGAUCAGAAAAAGAUGAUUGAGCACGAGUUCGCAACGAUGGAGUUGAACGGGGACUCGAUCGAUGUAAAGCCCACGGUUACGCGGAAGUUGCGCCGCCGACCGAAUGAACCACUACCGGUGCCGGAAAAGCGUCGCAAGCCCACCACAAACCAGCUAACGUUUCUGUUGGAUGAUAAGGAAAUUGAGCACGAUUUAAAGCUGAUUGCAAGGGGCAAACCUCCGAGCGCAGGGAGCCGGGGGGCGCACCACGCCAUCAAUGAAGGUGCGAGCGGUAGCGGUAGUUCGGGGUCGCAGGGUAGGACUGGUUCCACCAACACCGGUACCAAUUCGGCCGACCAAAAUGGUUCCCAGGCGGAGGGCUACGGCAGCGGAACAACUUCCACCGGACAAGGAUUGGGUGGUCAAUCGAGCCAACAACAGCCAGCGGACACGCGAAUCGAGGACGGAAAGCUAUGGUAUGAGCGGCGGUGGUUCCACCGCGGCCAACCGGUACAUGUGGAGGGCCGGGACAUUUCACGCUUUUCGGCCAACAUUUCCGCGAUCGGCAUUGAGGCGAUCUGCGUGAAGAAAACAACCGAUGGCCAGAAGGUGCGGAUCUUUCUGUCGCACUUGCGCCGCGGCAAGGUGUCUAUAAAGCGUCGAGCAAAUUAAUGGUUGUGACACAUAUUGCAAAUUAAAUUAAUGUGACACACAUUGCACAUUUUACGUAUUGUAAGCUCCUACACUUUUCACGUAGUGUAAUUUAGAGAAUUCAAGCGACGAAUCGAUUUUUGUUCUUUCCUAUUGAUAUUAUUGUGAAUAUACUCCUUACUUAUGUAAUUCUAAGCGAUAAAUUGUUUCAGUACCUUUAGGAUCUCAUAACAACACAUCCAAAGCACUGCUGGAUGAAAGACUAUGUUUGAAACACGCGAGCGUAGAAGUGGUCAUUCGAAGGAUAGCUAAAGGUUCUAUUGUAUUUUCAUGCAGUCUGGCAAAGAACAAUUCUUAGGUCCUUACACGAUGUUAGUGUCUGUGGAACUGGCCAUACGCAUGGAAUAGUUCCGAAAGCUGGCAAACCAGAACGGAUUCUGGGGAUAGUUAAUAAAGGUUCAGUAUCCUAUCGUGAGGGAGA